AAGAAAAGAAGAAAAGCCCACUUGCUCUUUCUUUUUUAUUUUGGUUUUUGUUGAGUUUUGAAAGAGAAAUAUGAAGAACUCAAGCACCCAUUUCUUCUUCUUUUGUGCUUUCCUUUUCCUACUUAUCUUUCAUUCAAUCCCAACAACAUCCCAAGAAGUUGAGGAUGAGAAGGAAUUUGAUUAUGUGAAAGGGAGUGGUAAAGGGCCUGAAAAUUGGGGAGAUAUACAUGAGGAAUGGGCAAUGUGUAAGAAUGGAGAUAUGCAGUCUCCAAUCGAUUUGUUGCAUGAAAGAGUUCAAGUAGUGUCCCAUUUAGGGAGAUUAAAAAGGCAUUACAAGCCAUCCAAUGCAACGCUCAAGAAUAGAGGACAUGAUAUAAUGUUGAAAUGGGUUAAUGGGGCGGGAUCAAUUUAUGUGAAUGGAACUGAAUAUGUACUACAACAGUGUCACUGGCACUCACCUUCAGAGCACACCAUCAAUGGGAAGAGCUACGCCCUUGAGGUGCAUAUGGUUCACGAGAGCUCUGACAAACAGACGGCCGUGGUUGGGAUCAUGUACAAAAUUGGCCGACCUGACACAUUUCUCUCAGAGUUGAUGGAGCAUAUAAGAUCUAUUGCGGAUGCUCAUGAAAUGGAGAGAAAUGUGGGAGUGGUUGAUCCAAGGCACUUAAAGAUGGGAAGUAGGAAGUAUUAUAGAUACAUGGGAUCUCUCACUGUCCCUCCUUGCACGCAAGGUGUAAUGUGGACAAUGGUUAAAAAGGUGAGAACUGUUUCAAGAGAGCAAGUGAGAUUACUAAAGAUGGCAGUUGACGAUAAUGCAGAGAUGAAUGCAAGACCAACACUCCCAAUCAACGAAAGGGAAAUUCACCUUUACACUCCAAGGCUUCGCUAGAUUGAUGGCGCCCAUUCUUAAUUUUAUUAGGGAAUUUUUAUUUAUUUAGAAAUGCAGGUUUAAACACCAUAUGUUAAAAAAACAAUAAAAAAUCAUUGUAAAUGGAUUACUCUUCUUUUUUUUUUGGUAAGAUGAGGUUAGGGCAGAUGGCUGCAAUCAUGUGCGAAUAAAAGUUCAAAUUUAUUAUUCCUAUUUUUUUGUAUAAUUUUUCUUCUUUUUUCUUCUUAUCACCAAGAUUUUAAUUAAUACAUAAGAUCAGAUGAGUUCAUGGUACUGUUACCUGAUAAUUAUCAUUUGGCUCAUAUUUUUAGAUGAAAAAUAUCUUAUGGUUAUAUUCAUUAUAGUCAUGGCAAAAGGAUUAGAUGACUAAGAGUAUUUAGCUGCCUAUUUCGUUAUUUCCUUAUUUAGAAGCC
Messenger RNA from Magnolia sinica, 1302 nucleotides. Its product is annotated as alpha carbonic anhydrase 7-like. Gene Ontology annotation, molecular function: zinc ion binding; carbonate dehydratase activity. The coding region runs from base 71 to 889 and encodes 272 amino acids. The record is from RefSeq and is a predicted model, not a curated record. The transcript is spliced from 7 exons. Lineage: Eukaryota; Viridiplantae; Streptophyta; Magnoliopsida; Magnoliales; Magnoliaceae.